This is a messenger RNA of Oncorhynchus tshawytscha (Chinook salmon), 1294 nucleotides long. Its product is annotated as inorganic pyrophosphatase-like. The record is from RefSeq and is a predicted model, not a curated record. Gene Ontology annotation, biological process: phosphate-containing compound metabolic process. The coding region runs from base 6 to 974 and encodes 322 amino acids. The transcript has 11 exons. Lineage: Eukaryota; Metazoa; Chordata; Actinopteri; Salmoniformes; Salmonidae. Gene Ontology annotation, cellular component: cytoplasm. Gene Ontology annotation, molecular function: magnesium ion binding; inorganic diphosphate phosphatase activity.
UGCGCAUGUGCAGUGUAGUUCUGGGUGGACUUCUUUUGAACACUCAAAGUGCACUAACCAUCACCGCAGCUUCGGCAAGAAACCAACACAGAUUAAAUAUGAGCUUCACAGUCGAAGAGAGGGGGAACCCCAAUACACUGAGCUAUCGUUUGUUUUUCAAAAAUUCUGAUGGAAAGUAUGUGUCCCCAUUCCAUGACAUACCCAUGUACGCUGAUGAGAGCCAGAACAUUUUCCAUGUGGUUGUUGAAGUACCAAGAUGGACCAACUCAAAGAUGGAGAUUGCGACCAAAGACCCCCUGAAUCCGAUCAAGCAGGAUGUGAAGAAAGGGAACCUGCGUUAUGUCGCCAACGUUUUCCCCCACAAAGGCUACAUCUGGAACUAUGGAGCAAUACCUCAGACAUGGGAGGACCCCGGGCACAAAGAUGGAGACACUGGCUGCUGUGGUGACAACGACCCAAUUGACGUCUGUGAAAUCGGUACCAAGGUGUGUUCGCGUGGUGAAGUGAUCAAGGUGAAGGUACUGGGGGUUUUGGCCAUGAUCGACGAGGGGGAGACUGACUGGAAAGUCAUGGCCAUCAACGUGGAAGACCCUGAAGCUAAGGACCUGAACGACAUCAGUGACAUCCAGAGGCUGAAGCCAGGUUACUUGGAGGCCACGGUGGACUGGUUCAGGAGGUACAAGGUACCAGACGGGAAACCAGAGAACCAGUUCGCCUUCAACGGAGCGUUCAAAGACAAGGACUUUGCCAUUGAGACAAUCAAGAGCACCCAUGGCUUCUGGAAGGCACUUAUCUCUGAAAAGGCCAAUGCUGGAGGACUCAACUGUAAAAACACGUGCGUGUCGGCGGAAGACAGCCCCUUCUGCUGCUCUACGGACGAGGCCAAGGCUGUCGUAGGCAGGACAAGCCCUUGUGGAACUGAAGAUCACAUCCCCUGCUCAGUGGAUAAAUGGUUCUACUAUGAGAAGAAGUAACUUUGCAAAGGAGACUCAACGGACCAGAAGUGUCUCAUCUUGUUUAGCUAGCAUACUUGAAGAUAAUAGUCCAUGGUUGUGGGUGUGACUGAGAAAAAAUAGACUCUUCUUCACACUCAGAAGAUGAGAGGAGAUAGAAGGACAAAGAGUAAUGAAAUCAUGUCUUAGGAAAUGCAUUUUCCCUGUUAUUUAACGAAGGUCUCAUUGGGGAUGUGCUGUCCAACAGCUGGCACUGGUAGUGUGCUAGCUAUAGCUACUCAUGCACUGUAUGCCAGGAUCAUCUCAAUCACCUUUUAUUAAAGCUUUUUCUGUUGAAAAAA